CCCGGAUCGCAUAUUUCAUAGCAACAGACCAUUCCCGGUAGUUCUCUUCCCCACGAAGAGUAAUACCGCUCAAGUUCUGUCCCGGUAUAUUGGAACCAUGAAGAAAACACGGUGACCAGGGAUCGUGCAUCUUCUUCCGUUCAUUCCGCUGACCUGCAACGGUCUGCGAAUUCACCAUGUUUGUCGAUCGGAAAAUAUCAAGGCCUAUUGUGCAGGCCCCACAGGUGCAUUUUGGGACCGUCCUGUACCCAUCAAAGUCCUCCCAAAUAGUUCUCAAAUGCCCGUAGUACAUUGACACAGUGUCUCCCGCUUGAUAUAUUCGAUCGUAUGCCUCUGUACAGAUUCCCGUCAAGCCCUAGAAGAAACUCAUGAAUCUUCUCCUUCUCUAUGCUUUUAGCAAUCUGCUAUUCAAUUUGGAAAUUUUAUUUAUUUAUACUAAGCUUUAAAUGAAAGGAAUUUAAAGCUGAAUGAAGAAUGCAAGCCAAGACCAACACAACGUAUCUAGCGAACCUUUUGCAGACCUGCAUUGACAACAAAUCCCACACCGCCGGCAAACUUCUCCAUGGCCAUGUCGUCCGGCUGGGCCUCUCUUCCGAUACUUUUCUGGCAAAUCGCAUCACCGGAAGUGUGGUCUCACCCAGUCCGCCCGCAACGUUUUUGAUCAAAUGCCCCAUCCUAACAUAUAUAUUCCUAUCAUGCUAUGUUGGGGGCUCACUGCAAGGCGGGCCAGUUAGAUCAUGCCACCCAAUUGUUUGACAAAAUGCCUGAGCGGAAUAGUGUCUCGUGGAACACUAUGAUCAGUGCUUUAGCCCGAAAUGGUUAUGAAAGAAAGGCAUUGGAGGUUUACUGUAUGAUGAUUUCAGAUCGUUUUGAGCCUACCCAUAUCACCUUUGCGAGCGUUUUGAGUGCUUGUGGUGGACUGAGGGGCAUGGAGUUUGGGAGGGGAUGCCACGGGUUGGCUGUAAAGUGUGGGUUCGACAAGAAUGUGUAUGUAGGAAAUGCUUUGUUAAGUAUGUAUGUGAAAUGCAGCUGUGGUGGGGAUGCAAUCAAGAUCUUUGCGGAUUUGCCGGAACACAAUGAGGUUUCCUUCACGGCUAUGAUAUCAGGUUUGGUUGACAUUGAUCAAGUGCAAGAGGCUUUUGACAUGUUUAAGUUUAUGCAGCGGAGUGGAUUCAUGAUUGAUUCCAUUUUGUUGUCAAGCUUUCUCAAAGUUUGUGCUAAAAGUGAUAUCCCUAACUUUUUGUUUGAUGACCAAAUCAACGCUUGGGAAACUAGUAAUGUGCAGGGAAAACAAGUUCACAGCCUUGCUAUUAAACUUGGAUUUGAAAAUGAUCUUCGGCUGUGUAACUCAUUACUUGACAUGUACGCCAAGAACAAAGAUAUGGCAAGUGCUGAAGUGAUCUUUCAGGGCCUGCCUGAAGCUAGUAUUGUUUCUUGGAAUAUCAUGAUAGGCGGAUUUGGUAAAGAUGGAUAUGCAACUGAUGUUGUAGUAGGGAGUGCGCUAAUCAAUAUGUAUUCUAAAUGCGGCGAUAUAGAUGGGGCCCGUCUCUAUUUUGACAUGAUGCCUUGUAAGAACACUAUUACUUGAAAUGAGAUGAUACAUGGGUAUGCACAGAAUGGGCAAGGAGAACAAGCUUUUAUCUUAUACGAAUACAUGAUCCAAACAGGGAAUAAGCUAGAUGGUGUAACAUUCAUUGCUGUUUUAACUGCUUGUAGUCAUUCAGGAUUAGUAGAUAGGGGGAUUAGCAUUUUCCACUCGAUUCAGAAGGAAUACGGAGUGGAGCUCCUUAUUGAUCAUUACACUUGUAUUAUUGAUUGUUUGGGUCGAGCAGGCCGGUUUAAUGAAGUUGAUGAGAUUUUAUAUAAGAUGCCAUUCAACGAUGACCCUAUUGUGUGGGAGGUAUUGCUUAGUACAUGUAGGGUUCAUUCAAAUGUCAGUUUAGCAAGAAGAGCAGCAAACGAGCUUUUGCGACUGGAUCCAGAGAAUUCUACCCCUUAUGUUCUUCUAGCCAAUAUGUAUUCAUCUUUGGGAAGAUGGGAUGAAUCAAAGGUGGUUAGAGAAAGGGUGGUCGAAGAGAAUAUAGUUAAGGAUUCCGGUUUUAGUUGGGUGGAGAAACAAAGUGGAUUUGAGGAGAAUGAGGUCUCUAUUGUGGCUUCCUGAAAAUGAUGAAAUAGGACAAUUGAGGUCUAUAUUGUUCUUCCUGAGAAUGAUGAAAUGGGACAAUGUAGAAGGUGUCACAUUUGAAGAAAAUUGUAUUCCAACACCCUAGCUACUGGUGGAAAGGGAAAUUCCAUAAGCUCAAAUGAUUCUGGCUGGUCUGUACUCUGAUGCCUCUUAGUGCUAUAUUGCCCUCAAGUUACACUUUAUGCGUGCUAGCAUGUGGCCAUCAAAUAAUCAGUCUUCACCCAUGGCAGUUUUAGUUGUGAUGCUCAUAAAUCAUAACCUCCAUCUAGGUUAUGCCAUCUUUGAGUUCUGGUUUGCCAAUUGCCAUUGUCAUGCUACUGCUGCUCUAGAAUAGUUAAGAACAUGGUCCUAGUCCCUGAUGGUUUUUAAACCAAAUGCCGAACCGGUAGGCCGGUCUUGGAUCGGAGCCUGUACUGGUGAUCGGGUAUUUGCAGUCUAGUAGUUAACGAAAUAGGGUAGGAAUCAAUCAGGAACUGGAUACAAAACCCUUGGUUUUACCCAGCCCAAAAACAAGUCCGGUAGUACAUGUUACAAUUCUAAUCAAUAGGCUAUCAUCCCAGAUUCCCGGGGAACUAGACUGUGCUUGAAGUCUUGAACAUUGCUAGUCUGGAAUCUGAAAGUGUCCAUAUAUAUACUCAAUUGGGUAAUGAUCUCAUUAUUAACAUUUAUAAGGCAUACUUUGAUUUUUUUAGCUUUUUACAUGUUUGACUCAUGUUUGACUAAUAUUAGCUCCCUAAAUCUCUUGGGGAGAAAGGCUUGGAUGUUGUUGUUGUUGUACAUGUUUGACUCAUAUUUUAAGUAUUUCUGUA
Molecule: messenger RNA, 2994 nt
Organism: Cuscuta epithymum
Lineage: Eukaryota; Viridiplantae; Streptophyta; Magnoliopsida; Solanales; Convolvulaceae
Source: the annotation of a GenBank genome assembly